This is a messenger RNA of Aplysia californica (California sea hare), 1254 nucleotides long. RefSeq lists its product as uncharacterized. The transcript is spliced from 4 exons. Lineage: Eukaryota; Metazoa; Mollusca; Gastropoda; Aplysiida; Aplysiidae. Bases 116 to 691 code for a protein of 191 amino acids. The record is from RefSeq and is a predicted model, not a curated record.
CUCAGCCCUGUUUCCGGCGUCUGUGUUUACAGGUACCAAGCAACGGCCACUUUUACUUCCCUGGCAAGGAGCUGUUGGCUUGAACUGUGAAGCAAGGACUAUUAACAAAGGCAUCAUGACGGACAAGUUUGGCACCAAGUACGAGAAGCCUCUGAAUUUACCACAGAAAGAAGUGUUUCUCAACGGCAAAGACAAGUCGCUCAUAUGGACUAGCCCUCCCCAUCAUGUCCCAGUUUACCCGGACUGGCAAGAGUUGAGGUCUGUUCGCUACAACCCUCGUCUCACCAGAUCCAACAGCAACAGCUUUAAUGUGGAAGAUAACUGGACAGAGUAUCAUCGUCAGAGGCACACGCCUAGUGGCUACUACGGACACUCCAUCGGCACACAACCAUCCGGCGUGCCUGCUGUGCGACUGGAUGGUUACACUCGUCACAUCAAUGGCAUGCCUCCAAGAGAUGUUUUCUUGAACCGAUGGCCAAAAGCCGAUAGCUGGAUGCAGCCCGCUCGUGCCCCACGAGGAGAAUACUAUGGGUAUUACCAUGAGGCAAUAGAAUCGGAGCGAUUCAUGCGUCAGAGACUGAGGCCUCUUCACGAGAGGAUAACUCCUUUCGACGUUCCCAGGGUGACUUCUCUUUAUUGUCGACAAGUCCAUCGUGAUGUGGACUGUGACUUGGGAGGAGGAGUCUACUAAUUUAUCCCUUGCCAUAACCGCAGUGCAUUUGACUACACUUCACACUUUGUUAGGGACUGCACAUAACAAUUUUUGUACUUUCUAAAUAUCAAGCUCUUUAUUUUAAGCAAGAACUUAAUCUAUAUGUAUUUUGUUCAAGCUAUAUUUUAAACUGAGUACCAACUUACUGCUCAGACUGCUCGUACAUUUACCAAUCCUUUGUAUUUUAUUUGUGAGUGCCCAUGAUGUCUUGCCAAGUUGGCUAACAAGUAGAAAGUCCGAUGAGCUCUGGAUGACUGAUAAAGCACAAAAAAUUUACACAAGUUUCUUUGUUAAACCCUGAAUAUAUUAUCUCCCUUUCUGCUACUCAGUUUAAAAGCAGCUGCUGUGAACCUCUAUAAAUGCAACAUAUAUAUGAGUGCAUGCUGUGUGAAUCAAAGUCUUUCAAAGUUUUUUUUUUUUUUUGUAACGGCUGUGACAUUUCCUUGCAGUAUUAAAGAAAUGAAACCUGUAAGUCCACUUUGUUUUAAUAUGUUUUACACAUACGUAUCUCUUUAAAGAAAUAAAAUGAUCCCAAGAUGGUA